AUGGCGCAGGCACAUGGCACCUACGACCCCAAAUUCGAAGGCGUUUUUGCAAAGUUCAAGCAAUUCCUGGAGACUGGGCAGGAAGUAGGGGCUUCCCUGACUGUCAAUAUUGAUGGCAAGGAUGUCGUCAAUUUAUGGGGAGGGUUUGCCUCCAGUGAAGGCACUCGCCCGUGGAAUGAAGACACCAUCGUCAAUGUCUACUCAACCACCAAGACCAUCUCCGCACUGGCCGUCCUACUACUCAUCAACGACGGCCAGCUGUCACCAUAUGAAAAGGUCUCCAAAUACUGGCCCGAGUUUGCUGUGAACGGGAAACAGGACAUUGAAAUCCGGCAUUUGCUUUCUCACACGUCGGGCCUCGCAAUCAUCGAAGCCCCUGCAACGAUGGACGAGCUCUGCAACGUCGAGCUCAUCACCGCGAAGCUCGCAAAACAGGCACCUCGCUGGGAGCCCGGCUCAGCCUCGGGAUAUCACAGCUGGACUUAUGGCUUCCUACUAGGAGAGGUUGUCCGCCGCAGGACAGGCUUGAGCCUGACAGAGUUCGUCUCGCAGAGGAUUGCAGGUCCUCUCGAUGCCGACUUUCAGAUCGGCGCGGCCGAGGAGGAUUGGCCUCGCAUCGCGGAGCUGAUCCCGCCGCCUCCGUCUGCCAUGGCUGAGAUGGCCAAACUCGGCCCGGAAUCAAUGAUGGCCAAAAUGCUGUAUCCCCUUGCAGAAGCAACAUUUUCUCGCACCCCGCAGUGGAGGAAGGCUGAGAUUGGAGCCGCGAACGGACACACAAAUUCGCAAGCACUCGCUCGAAUCUGGUCGAAUGCGCUCACCAUCGGUGACGAGAGCAAGAGGCUUCUCUCAAAGGACACGAUCGACCUCAUCUUCAAGGAGCAGUCAUAUGGGCCGGACUUGUGCAUGGGGAUUCCUGUUCGGUUCGGCAUUGGCCUGGGUAUCAGGGGCAACGGGGAUGCCAUCAUUGACUCGUGGAUUCCCGAGGGCAGAAUCUGCUUCUGGGGAGGCUGGGGCGGUUCCAUGGUCAUCAACGAUCUGGAUCGUCAUAUGACGAUUGGGUAUGCGAUGAAUAAAAUGGAGACGGGUACCGCGGGAAACACUUCUGUGAGAGCCUACGUGGAAGAGAUUUACAAAGCUCUGGGCACUUCUCCACCCACUAAAGAGACUGUGGAUGGUCAUUUGUGA
Diaporthe citri is the source of this 1185-nucleotide messenger RNA. RefSeq lists its product as uncharacterized. Lineage: Eukaryota; Fungi; Ascomycota; Sordariomycetes; Diaporthales; Diaporthaceae. The record is from RefSeq and is a predicted model, not a curated record. The transcript has a single exon. The coding region runs from base 1 to 1185 and encodes 394 amino acids.